GUAUACUACUCAAGUGAAUGGGAAGCUGUCUCUUGUCGUUAUCAUACUCCCGGUAUCAGCUCUCCACGCACUCAACAUGGCGCCGUAUGACAGUGAUUCAUCCGGUGGAGAGGACAACGACUACACAGAAACGAACGUUCUCCUUGGUUACGCCUCGAAGGAAGCUUCAGAUGAUACUAUCAGUUAUCUUGGAGGACAGCCUUCUUGGCUUGACCCCGCUACCCCUCCUUCAUCGGCUCUUGCAAAAUGCAAAGUGUGCAAUGACCUUAUGGUCUUGCUCCUACAACUGAACGGUGAUCUGCCAGAGUCAUUCCCAGGACAUGAGAGACGGUUAUAUGUCUUGACUUGCAGAAGGAAAACAUGCAGGCGCAAAGAUGGCAGCGUACGAGCGUUACGGGGUGUCAGGAUAGCAGACGUGCCUGUCAAAGAUAGAAAGGUGGCUGAUAAGUCAGAGCGAGCAAGUGAAGCACAAUCUUCCAAGCCUGCUAUAAAUCUCGGGGAGACACUGUUUGGUGCGAAGCCCUCGACAUCUACAACAUCUGCCAAUCCUUUCUCGACAAGUUCCAGUGCAGCGUUCUCGAAUCCAUUUUCCUCUCCUUCCAACACUUCCGGCAGUCCCUUCGAAGCUGCUGGGCUUCCCACCAACGAGCUUGCUGCAAAGCCACCACAACCACCAUCUACGACUGCCGACCUUCCGAAAACAUUCGCCUCUGCCCUCUCACUCAAUAACGAUACCCCGAAUUUUGGUCCUCCUCCACCUCCCGAACCGUGGCCACAAGAGUCAGAUCUUCCACCUGCUUAUCCAUUAUACUACCUUGCAGACGCAGACUACGAAGUACUAGACAAAGUAGAAGAAACCCCGGUACCCGCACAUACUAUGGAUCUUGAUGAAGGCGGAGCAUCAGGCAGUCAGAGGGAAGAUAAGGAUGUGUACGAGGAUACAAUUGACAAGACAUUCCAAAAUUUUGCAGACAGAUUGGCGCAAAAUCCGGAACAAGUUAUCAGAUACGAGUUCAAGGGACAGCCAUUAUUGUACUCAAAGAAUGAUGCAGUAGGCAAGCUCUUAGCAGGAUCUGGGAAGGAAAAUACGAAAAUCAAGACGACUUCCAUUAAUGGAAACAAGAUACCUCGAUGCGGGAACUGUGGCGCUGGCAGAGUUUUUGAGGUUCAAUUGACGCCUCAUGCUAUUAUGGAGCUGGAAAAGGAUGAAAUGAGUCUUGAUGGUAUGGAGUGGGGAACUAUCAUUGUUGGUGUCUGUGAGAAGGAUUGCCAGCAGAACGGUGUAAAUACCGGAGUGGGAUACAUAGAGGAAUGGGCAGGAGUACAGUGGGAGGAACUGAAGGGCAGGUAGAUAGAAAUGAU
Molecule: messenger RNA, 1362 nt
Organism: Mollisia scopiformis
Lineage: Eukaryota; Fungi; Ascomycota; Leotiomycetes; Helotiales; Mollisiaceae
Exons: 2
Coding region: 77-1351 (424 amino acids)
Biological process (GO): maturation of SSU-rRNA
Cellular component (GO): cytoplasm
Source: RefSeq, a predicted model, not a curated record